Molecule: messenger RNA, 918 nt
Organism: Pieris rapae (cabbage white)
Lineage: Eukaryota; Metazoa; Arthropoda; Insecta; Lepidoptera; Pieridae
Gene: FRG1
Product: protein FRG1 homolog
Exons: 4
Coding region: 83-856 (257 amino acids)
Cellular component (GO): striated muscle dense body; nucleolus; catalytic step 2 spliceosome
Molecular function (GO): actin filament binding
Source: RefSeq, a predicted model, not a curated record
UAAUGAAACAUCAAUAGAACAAUUAUACCAAAUUAUUUUACCUUAAAAGUUAUUAUAUAUUAUUAAAUAUUUCCUUUAAAUAAUGGCAGAUGAAUAUGCAGCUGUUAAACGUAGCAAAUUGGUUUUUAAAGGAGAUAAACCUAAAGCUAAAAAAAGAAAACAUAAAAAUAAAGAUAAGUCAACACAUUCUAAAAUUGAUGAAGAUUUGGUAAAACAUGGAAAUUGGUGGAAAGUUGAAAAGAUUGAGGAUCUGACUGGUCCCAUUUCCAUUGAAUUUGGAAAUCUAACCUAUAUAUCAGCAUUAGAUAAUGGUUUAUUUACUUUGGGUGCUCCUCACAAUGAAGGUGAAGGUCCAUCUCCCGAGGAAAUAUUUACAGCUUUUCCUGCAGGAGAAAACAAAUUUGCUCUCAAAUCAGGAUAUGGAAAAUAUCUAGGUAUAUCCAAAGAUGGUGUAGUUAUUGGAAGAUCUGAUGCUGUAGGACCUAUGGAACAAUGGGAACCAGUAUGGCAAGAUGGUAAAACAGCAAUACUUAGUUCAUUAAAUAAAUUUGUCUGUGUGAAUAAUGAGGAUGAUUCUAUAGUAGCUAUACGUUCCUCCGCGAGCAAUCAAGAGUUUUGUAAUAUUCGUAGUAAUAGAAGUAAGGUCGUGCAAAAAGUUUUAGUGCCUGAGGAAGAAGGGGACUUAGCAGAAGUUGAAGUCAACUAUGUAAAAAAGUUUCAAAAAUUCCAAGAUAAAAAGCUGCGCAUAAAUGAUACAGGUGUAGUAGAAUUAAAGAAAGCAAAGGUGGAUGGUAAUCUUCAUGAGACAUUAUUAGACAGACGGGCCAAAAUGAAAGCAGACAGAUAUUGUAAAUAGGCAAUAAAUAGCUCAUUGUUAUGAGACUCUUUGAUUAAUAAAAGAAUAAUAUCAUAAGAACA